Andrographis paniculata is the source of this 2294-nucleotide messenger RNA. Its product is annotated as protein ROH1-like. The coding region runs from base 900 to 2000 and encodes 366 amino acids. NCBI's taxonomy places the organism in Eukaryota, Viridiplantae, Streptophyta, Magnoliopsida, Lamiales, Acanthaceae. The transcript has 2 exons. The record is from RefSeq and is a predicted model, not a curated record.
UUUUCAGAGCUUUGAGGGACUGGCUGUGCAAAUAAAAGGAGCAUGCGUGUACAGAUCGCGGCAUAUAGCGUGUAUAAAUAAACAAAUGCUACUUUUCACUUUUUCCUCCCCAAUAUUUCCACUUUUCACUGCAGAACACCCUUGUGCGUCCUAAUCUAUAAAACUAAUACAAAACCAAGAAUUAUUACAGUCUACAAUGAGAAUUUCGUCGAUUUUAUGAAAAGUCAGGUUUGUCCCAACAAACCAUAUUUUACGCGGUCUUAAUCACCCACCCUCCCGCAAUAUGUUUGUUUCUAUAAUAUAAGCUUCUCCUCCUUUCUAGGGUUUCAGGACGCCCGCUUUAAAUUGUUUUCAUAUUCUAUUCUCAUAAUCGGGGACAUGUCGUGUCCUUGAUUUCGCUCUUUUCUGCCUUUUUGGUCCGAAAGAUUGGUGGGAUUUUCUUUUGAAGCAUAAAGUUCGAAUCCUGGGAGCUUUUCUUUGUUGCGUGUGAUAAGGGAUUGGUUGGAUGUGGAACAGUUGUUGAAAUUUGAUCUUUGUUUUUUGAAAUGUGUUCUGUGCAUUUUCAGUGAUUCUUCGAUCUUGGCUGUUGGCGUCUGGAUUUGAUAUGAACUUGCGUUCUUGGGAAUAAGAUGGGUUCUUUUUUCUCUGAGACAAUUUUAUGAUUAAUUACCUGUUGGUUCGACUUUCUUUUCUGGCGUUGUCUGAAUAUCUUGGCUGUCAAUUCUUUUUGUUUAUGUAGUAUUAGUCUUUUGAAAGUGUAAUUGGGCUGCUUUUAGUGUCGAUUCACGUUAUGAUUUCUUUAGUUUUGAUGGGCACUUUAUUGUUUUCUGUAAUCUGAGUGUGAUGCGAACAACAGAAUUGCAUCAUCAUCGUCAUCAUCAUCAGGGUUUCGAUUUUCGAUGUUGAACUGGCGCCGUGAUCAGGUUCAUUCGAUGGAAUCCAGCGGACAGGAACAAGAACUGGAGGCUUUUCAGAAGCAAGUCACCGAUCGCCUGCACAGUCUAGCUGCUGCCGACUCAAAUGAAUUGCUCUCAAUCCCAUGGCUCCGGAAGCUUCUAGAAGCAUUCCUCAGUAGCCAAGAGGAAUUUAGGGCAAUUCUUUCCAACAACAGGCCUCAUCUAAACAAGCCCCCCAUGGAGAGAUGCCUCUCCGAAUACUUUGAGAGAAGUGUCAAGGCUUUGGAUGUUUGCAAUGCAGUUAGAGAUGGGAUCGAGCAAAUAAGACAGUGGGGGAAGCUGCUAGAGAUUGUGUUAUGUGCAUUGGACAAUCAGAGGAGCAUUGGGGAAGGGCAGUUUCGGAGGGCGAAGAAGGCGCUCGAUGAUUUAGCCAUUGGGAUGCUCGAUGAAAGAGAAUCUCAUGCCCACAUGUCUUUCCGGAACCGUUCUUUUGGGCGCAAUACGACGCAGAGGGAGCAGAGGACUUUAGGACAGUUCAGGUCACUGUCUUGGAGUGUUUCGAGGAACUGGUCUGCAGCUAGGCAGCUCCAAGCAAUCAGCAGCAACUUGGUAGCUCCGCGGGCUAAUGAAAUCGCAUCUACCAAUGGCCUAAGUUUAGCUGUUUUCACAAUGGGCUAUGUUCUUCUGUUCGUAACAUGGGCGCUUGUUGCUGCAAUCCCCUGUCAAGAUCGCGGGCUUCCAACACAUUUCCAUUUGACAAAGCAGUUCCCGUGGGCUGUCCCAAUGCUGGCGCUUCACGAGAGGAUUUUGGAAGAGUGGAAGAAGCGAGACAGGAGAAAUGCUUGUGGGCUGUUGAAGGAGAUUCAUGAGAUUGAGAUAUGCGCGCGCCAUUUGAAUGAACUGAUCGAUAAUGUCCAGUACCCAAUGACGGAUGAUAAGGAAGGAGAGUUGAAGGAUAGAGUUGAGGAAGUGAGGAAAGUGCACGAAUCCAUAAAGGAAGGAGUCGAUCCUUUGGAGCGCCAAAUUAGGGAAGUUUUCCACCGGAUUGUGCGCAGCCGGACUGAAGGUCUCGAUUCAGUCAACCGAGCAAAUGGCCAUGACUGAUUGUUCGAUUUUUCCAGUCUGUGUGUACCCUCAGCCUCCGGCGAAAACCAGCCCAUCAAGAGUAGGAUGCGCGGUGGAUUUGCUCUAUAGUUGCACAGUUCUGUUAGCAGCAGGGCAGGGUAUUAGUUGAAUCGAAUCUUUAGUAAGUUUACUGCUGUGCUAAAAACCCAGUCUUUGUGCUAAUAAGAAUAUAAUUUACUACCAAUUUACUCAUCAUAUGAACCAACACUACUGCCAUUAUAGUCUUUCUCCUCCCUUCCUAUGGAUAGAAUCAGUCAUUUGAUUUGUCUCUAA